Messenger RNA from Melanotaenia boesemani (Boeseman's rainbowfish), 3632 nucleotides. RefSeq names its product sorting nexin-14-like. Gene Ontology annotation, biological process: autophagosome maturation. The coding region runs from base 397 to 3342 and encodes 981 amino acids. Gene Ontology annotation, molecular function: phosphatidylinositol-3,5-bisphosphate binding. Lineage: Eukaryota; Metazoa; Chordata; Actinopteri; Atheriniformes; Melanotaeniidae. The transcript is spliced from 30 exons. The record is from RefSeq and is a predicted model, not a curated record. Gene Ontology annotation, cellular component: late endosome.
CGCAUUUACCGCGGUCCUUAUAAAACUGUUUAGCUGAACUACAGGAGCCAGUAGCUUCUGCUGGCAGCGCAGCGGAGGUGACAUCACGCGUCUCGUGUUGACAACUAGGCAGCAGCCGCUGCUCCUCAAUGGAAAGAAAGCACCGCAGCCAUUAGCCAAACCCCGACCUUCCUGAGUUUGAGGGCAGUCUAUGCAAGACGAUGCUGCGUGAUUACCGCUAAUCCCAACAGCUGUAAACGGGCAUCUCGCUUGUGCUACUCUGAUCCUCCAAACAGGCAACCCUCGUAUCUUUUUUCCCUGCAAAUUCAUGAUGGUGUCGCUUCUGGACUACAGUUAAAAAAAAAAAAAUCAUAGUAAUCACCGUGCAUUUACAAAAUAAGCUAAUGUUUACAAUUAAUGAGAAUGGGGUCCAUCACGGCUUAUCUACAGAUGAUAUGGCACAGGAUGAAGUUGGACCGGGUCAGAGAGCUGGGCCGACAGUAUCCAGUCUUCUGCUUUCUGUUGUUGCUCUUAUUGCUGUCCACUGUGCUUUUAAAUAGAUAUAUUCACAUUAUAAUGGUGUUUUGGUCCUUCCUGGCUGGAGUUGUCACUUUCUACUGCUCAUUGGGACCUGAGUCUUUACUGCCCAACAUCAUAGUCUCCAUUAAACCAAAAAACAAGACUUUCCAGCAGGAGUUGUUUCCGCUGGGCCACAGUUGUGCUGUUUGUGGAAAAAUUAAAUGCAAGAGGCACAGACCGACUUUAUUACUGGAAAACUAUCAACCCUGGCUUGACCUUAAAAUCCCUUCUAAAGUGGAUACUUCUCUCUCAGAGAUCCUGGAGCUUGUUCUGGAAAACUUUGUGUAUCCUUGGUACAGAGACAUCACAGAUGAUGAAGCGUUUGUCGAUGAGCUAAGGGUGACUUUGCGUUUUUUUGCGGCUGUGUUGGUUCGCCGAAUCCAGAAGGUGGACGUGGCUUCUCUCAUCACACAAAAACUUCUCAAAGUUUCCAUGAAACACAUUGAAAUAAUCAGCAAAGCGAGGCAGAAAGUAAAGAAUGCAGAAUAUCUUCAACAAGCUUCCCUGGAGGAAUAUGGUCCUGAUCUCCAUAUGGCCCUUCGAAGUCGCAGAGAUGAGCUUCUGUACCUCAGGAAGCUGACUGAGAUACUUUUCCCUUACAUCUUGCCACCCAAGGCCACAGACUGCAGAUCUCUUACUCUCCUGAUAAGGGAAGUCUUGGCUGGUUCUGUCUUCCUUCCUUCAAUGGACUACUUGGCUGAUCCUGAUACAGUGAAUCAUUUAAUUUUGAUAUUUAUCGACAACACCCCUCCUGAAGAAGCCACAGAGCCCACUUCAACUUUAGUUCCUUUUCUACAAAAGUACUCUGAACCUCGGAACAAAAAGCUCUCCGUGUUGAAGCUAGAGUUAAAGGAAAUCAGAGAACAACAGGAUCUUCUCUUUCGUUUCAUGAACUUUCUAAAACAAGAAGGGGCUGUCCAUGUCCUCCAGUUCUGUCUUGCAGUCGAGGAAUUCAACGACAGGAUUUUGUGCCCAGAGCUGUCCGACUCAGAGAAGAUGAUGCUCCAUGAGGAAGUGAAGAAGAUCUAUGAGACUUACUGCUUGGACGAAAGUGUCGACAAGAUUCGCUUCGACCCCUUCAUAGUGGAAGAAAUACGAAACAUUGCUGAGGGUCCAUAUGUGGAGGUGGUGAAACUGCAGACCAUGAGGUGCUUAUUUGAAGCCUACGAGCAUGUUCUCUCUCUGCUGGAGAAUGUUUUCACCCCCAUGUUCUGCCACAGUGAUGAGUACUUUCGCCAGCUUCUGCGAGGGGCCGAGUCCCCUGCCAGAAAUUCAAAGAUGAGCAGUUCCUGGGACUGGAGCCCCGAGUCCCCGUCCUCACUCUUCACCACCUCUGGCAGCUCUUCACCUGCAUCUUUUAACUCCCUCCAUGCCCAGUCCACGUUCACAAACUUCCCAUACGGCUCGCUAUCCCACCGCCACUCAUCUCCCAAGAGCACGUCAAAGAGGGGCGAGUCUUUUGGGAUCAGUCGCAUUGGCAGUAAGAUCAAAGGAGUGUUCAAGAGCACGACUAUGGAGGGAGCCAUGCUGCCAUCCUAUGGGCUGGUGGAGGGAGAAGAUGAUAUGGUGGAAGAAGCCAUGAUGGUGCUGGAGGACGACUCUCCCAUGGAGGCAGCCUCCACCCCGAGCACUCCUCGAAACCUGUCAGCCUGGAGUAUCACAAUCCCCUACAUUGAUUUCUACGAUGAUGACGUGAAGAGGGAGAGGAUUCCUGUCUUCUGUAUCGACGUAGAACGUAACGACCGGAAGGCAGUGGGGCAUGAGACUGAGCACUGGUCUGUGUACAGAAGAUAUCUGGAGUUUUAUGUCCUUGAAUCAAAGCUCACUGAAUUUCAUGGUUCAUUUCCGGAUGCACAGCUGCCCUCAAAGAGAAUAAUUGGUCCUAAAAAUUAUGAAUUUCUAACAUCCAAGCGGGAAGAGUUUCAGGAAUACCUGCAGAAACUUCUUCAGCAUCCUGAGCUGAGCAACAGCCAGCUGCUGGCUGACUUCCUGUCUCCACAUAGCAUGGAGUCCCAGUUCCUAGACAAGAUGUUACCUGAUGUUAAUCUCGGGAAAAUCAUUAAGUCAGUGCCCAGCAAACUGAUAAAAGAGAAAGGGCAACAUCUGGAGCCUUUCAUCCAGUCUUUCUUCAACUCCUGCGAGUCUCCCAAACCCAAACCCAGCCGGCCUGAGCUCACUAUCCUGAGCCCCACCUCAGAAAAUGAUAAAAAGCUCUUCAAUGAUCUGUUCAAAAACAAUGCCAACCGAUCAGAGAUGACAGAGAAGAGACACAAUCUGAACUACUUCAUGGAAAUGAUCACUGUUGAGGGAGUGUAUGACUACUUAAUGUAUGUGGGACGAGGUGUAUUUCACAUCCCCGACUGGUUGCAUCACCUUCUAAUGGGUGGCAGGAUCCUUUUCAAAAACACCCUGGAAGCCUACACAGAUUAUUACCUACAGUACAAACUGAACCAGGUGGUCCAGGAGCACAGGCUGGUGUCUCUCAUCACCCUACUCAGAGACGCAGUUUUCUGUGAGAGCAGCCCACCCCGCUCGGCCCAUGAAAAACAGAGCAGAGCUAAGAGGACAUUCGAGGAGAUGAUGAGCUAUAUCCCAGAUAUUCUGGGGAAAUGUAUCGGAGAAGAGGCCAAGUAUGAAGGAGUACGUCUUCUUUUCGAUGGACUCCAGCAGCCAGUUCUCAACAAACAGCUCACAUAUGUACUGCUGGAUAUUGCCAUUCAAGAACUUUUCCCAGAGCUAAACAAGGUACAAAAGGAGACGUCUCUGAUGGCUCCGUGGAUGUAAAAUGUAAAGUGAUUCCUUACCUUAGGUUAACAUAGUGGUCUACCAUCAGCUCAUCCUUUGCCCUGAAACACAGACCCUGGUAUUAACAUGCAUUUUAGGUUAUCCACAGUACAAGUAGAAAGCACCAAGAAGCUCAAUCCUGAGCUACAUUCAGUGACCUGAACCACAGUCUUACGUCUUUGGUGUGACAAACAUUUUCUGUGUUACGUGACAGAUGGAAUAUUAGAAACAAACGAAAGAAUAAAAAACAAAAUGAUAGAUUUAUUACUUUUUAAAUGCUCUGAGUGCAA